AUGGGAAAACCAUCUGGAGGAGGUUUCUUGGCUGCGUCCCAACUGCACACCAGCAUGCUUCAACAAGUUCUUACCUCAAGUGAUGCAUCAAAAUCGUCUCUAGUGUAUAGCUACCACCGGAGCUUCAGCGGCUUUGCAGCGAGGCUCAACGAAGACGAGGCUCGAAAACUCGCGGUGAUGGAUGGAGUUGUUUCUGUGUUUCCAAGUGAAAAAAAACAACUUCACACAACAAGAUCAUGGGAUUUCAUGGGUUUCUUCCAAGAUGCUCCAACAACAAGAUUGGAGAGUGAUAUAAUCAUCGGAAUGUUGGAUACCGGAAUUUGGCCGGAAUCUCAAAGCUUUUCCGAUGAAGGCUUUGGCCCGCCACCAUCUAAAUGGAAAGGGGAAUGCAAACCGACUCUUAAUUUCACAUGCAACAAUAAAAUAAUUGGAGCUCGAUUCUUUCGGAGCGAGCCGUUCGUCGGAGGCGAUCUUCCUUCUCCAAGAGAUGUAGAAGGCCAUGGAACUCACACCUCAUCCACCGCCGGCGGUAAUUUUGUCUCCAACGCCAACCUCUUCGGCCUCGCCGCCGGCACCUCUCGAGGCGGUGUUCCCUCCGCCCGCAUUGCUGUCUACAAGAUUUGCUGGUCCGAUGGUUGCCCCGACGCCGACAUCCUCGCAGCUUUUGACCAUGCAAUUGCUGAUGGUGUCGACAUCAUCUCCCUUUCUGUCGGAGGUUUUGGCGCCAGCGAUUACUUAGACGAUCCCAUUGCUAUUGGGGCUUUUCAUGCAAUGAAGAAUGGGAUUCUGACGUCAAAUUCCGGUGGCAAUGAUGGCCCUAACCUUGGUAGUAUCUCUAAUGUUUCUCCAUGGUCGUUAUCGGUGGCUGCUAGCACAAUCGAUAGGAAGUUUGUGACUAACGUGGCGUUGGGUAAUGGAGAAUCCAUUCAGGGGAUCUCUGUGAACACCUUUGAUCUUGGAGAUAAAUUGUUUCCACUUAUUCAUGCUGGUGAUGCUCCUAAUACAACUGCGGGUUUUAAUGGAUCAACAUCAAGGUUAUGCUUCCCAGGUUCUUUGGACGAGGAUAAAGUUCAGGGAAAGAUUGUUAUAUGCGAUUUGAUCAGUGAUGGAGAAGUAACCCAGAGUAGUGGUGCGGUUGGUACAAUAAUGCAAAAUCCUAACUUCCAAGACGUUGCCUUUCUUUUCCCCCAACCUGUUUCCUUAAUAAGUUUCAACACUGGAGAAAAACUUUUCCAGUACCUGAGAUCAAACAGCAACCCAGAAGCUGCCAUAGAAAAGAGUACUACCAUUGAGGAUCUGUCUGCUCCAGCUGUAGUUUCCUUCUCAUCAAGGGGUCCUAACUUAAUUACACUGGACAUUCUCAAGCCUGAUUUGGCAGCACCAGGAGUGGAUAUAUUAGCAUCUUGGUCUGAAGGCACAUCAAUCACAGGUUUAGUAGGGGAUAAACGAAUAGCUCCAUUUAACAUAAUAUCUGGCACAUCCAUGGCUUGCCCACAUGCAACUGGAGCGGCUGCCUAUGUCAAAUCCUUCCACCCAACUUGGUCUCCUGCUGCUAUUAAGUCAGCACUUAUGACAAGUGCUUUUCCCAUGAGUCCAAAGUUGAACACGGAUGCUGAGUUAGGAUAUGGAGCAGGUCACUUAAAUCCAUCAAAUGCCAUUAACCCUGGUUUAGUCUAUGAUGCUGAAGAGCUCGACUACAUAAAGUUCUUAUGUGGGCAAGGAUAUAGUACAAAAGAUCUUCGUCUUGUUUCGGGUGACCAUAGCAACUGUUCGGAUGUUACAAAAACAGCUGCAUCAGAUCUAAACUAUCCAUCUUUUGGUCUAGUAAUCAAUUCUACAAGUCAAAGAUUGAUUAGUCGUGUCUACCACAGGACCGUCACAAAUGUCGGGCUGCCAGUCUCAACUUACAAGGCAGUUAUUAAAGCUCCGCCCGGACUCAAAGUUACCGUACGUCCUGCUACUCUUUCUUUCCGUUCACUUGGACAAAAGAUAUCCUUCACUGUGACCGUGAGGGCUAAAGCAAAUGUUGUUGGAAAGGUAGUCUCUGGUAGCUUAACUUGGGAUGAUGGAGUGCAUCUGGUGAGGAGCCCCAUCGUUUCAUUUGUUCUUCCAUAAUCAUGAGAGCUUCAUGUACUUAUUUAGUAUUGUGGGGAAGUUCCUUUAAUUUCCUUUUAUUCCAAGUGAUUUGAUGAUUCUAACAAUAAAUUCUUCUUUUUGAGCUA
Molecule: messenger RNA, 2222 nt
Organism: Cucumis sativus (cucumber)
Lineage: Eukaryota; Viridiplantae; Streptophyta; Magnoliopsida; Cucurbitales; Cucurbitaceae
Product: cucumisin
Exons: 9
Coding region: 1-2115 (704 amino acids)
Biological process (GO): proteolysis
Molecular function (GO): serine-type endopeptidase activity
Source: RefSeq, a predicted model, not a curated record